AUGAACCCCAAUUGGAUGUCAUUACUGUCACCUGCUUCAAUAUCACUUUUUAAAGAUGAAUGGACAGAGCCCCUUCAAACUCCGCUUGUUACUUCACGGGAAGUGCCGCUAGAAGCUUAUUCUUCGUGGAGUGAUUUGAAAGAAGCUGUUUUAGACGAAGACGAGUACGAAGAAGACGUUGUGUUGACUUCUCAAGAAGUCAACGUCCCGCCGUCAGCAACUUAUGGGUGCAAACCCGCAAGAGAAGAGUCUGGAGUAAUACAAUGUAAUUCAUGUUCGAAAAAACUAUUCGCUAGUGGUUUUGUAGAGCAUACUGAAAAUUGUGUGAAGAUAAUGGCAAUGUCCUCGAGAUCCACAAAGAAAAUGCCUGUAGAUGAAAUACCUGUAAAUAAAAACAUGAAAAACAUAGAAAGCAUAGCAAACGCAUAUGUUCCAAAUAAAAAACGUAAACGAUCCGUUACUUCUGAGGGUCCCAUUGACUUGGAUAAACAAUGUGGGGUAGUUGAACAUACUGGUACGCAGUGUUCACGUUCAUUGACUUGUAAAAGUCAUUCUAUGGCCUUGAAACGAGCAGUUCAGGGUCGUUCACAACCAUUUAACACAUUGCUCUCUCAGUAUCCGAAGAAAUCAAUUGGUCGCCCACAAAAUAAUGGCGUGCCAGAUAACAAACCAGAAAAUAGCAAGAAAGAUGGAAGCAUUGUAGAAGUCGAUGAAAAAGAAGAUGGAAUUGUUGAUUCAGACGAAGAAGUUGAUGCUGUCAUGGAAGCCAUCAUGUGUAGCAAACCACAGCCGCUUGUUACUCGGCCGGAAUCUUACGUUCCACCUACAAUAGCCGAGUGUAUUCAAAAUCGUGUAGCAGAUAUUGCAGGAAUUGACGAAACUGUUUAG
Messenger RNA from Cetraspora pellucida, 888 nucleotides. NCBI's taxonomy places the organism in Eukaryota, Fungi, Glomeromycota, Glomeromycetes, Diversisporales, Gigasporaceae. The record is from the annotation of a GenBank genome assembly.